Molecule: messenger RNA, 696 nt
Organism: Dothidotthia symphoricarpi CBS 119687
Lineage: Eukaryota; Fungi; Ascomycota; Dothideomycetes; Pleosporales; Dothidotthiaceae
Exons: 1
Coding region: 1-696 (231 amino acids)
Source: RefSeq, a predicted model, not a curated record
AUGGCGACUUUCCAUCCCUUCCCCCGCUUGCCCCUCGAACUCCGCACCAAGAUCUGGGGAGUCGCGACGGAGGAUCGAGUUCUCAAAGUCAGAAAGACAUGGCAUCGCAACCAAGGUUAUUGGUCUCCCACUCCGGUACCAGCUGUAACCAGAGCAUGUCGAGAAUCCCGCGAACAUUGCAGCUACCGAAAGGCUUUUAUCAUUGACUCAUCCCCCCGCUACAUUUGGGCGAACUUUGAUUGCGACGUCGUCCAGAUGAGAAGCGGCCUACUAUCGGAAGAAAGUUUCCCAGAAAGAGAUGAGGUUAGCCAUCUGAGGAUUGAGUUGGUGAACGAACAGGGAUUGGAUGAGACGGAGUCUUUCUACGACAACCACAUUCACAAUAUCCACGAUUUCCCCAAGCUGAGAAGUUUCGAUCUUUUGGUGGGCAAUGGGCUGUCGCCGCAGUGGACGGAUUUCAUCAAAGAGACGUAUUGGGGAGCGUGUCCGAUGGAGAACGUUCGGAUUGUGGAUGGGAAGACGGGAGAGUGGAUUGAUGAGGAGACGAGUGGGGCGUACCAGGAUUACAUUGAUACUAAUGGAGGAGAGAACGAUGAUUAUACAAGGGUGGUGGAUGAUCCAGAAGAGGAGGAGGGGAGGGUGGAAGCGAUGAAAAUGCUCCAGAUACCGCUGCCGCGGAUUGAUUUGGACUAUUGA